Gopherus flavomarginatus (Mexican gopher tortoise) is the source of this 2921-nucleotide messenger RNA. It is a transcript of the gene CDKN2AIP, whose product is annotated as CDKN2A interacting protein. The transcript is spliced from 3 exons. Gene Ontology annotation, cellular component: nucleoplasm; nucleolus. Lineage: Eukaryota; Metazoa; Chordata; Testudines; Testudinidae. The coding region runs from base 4 to 2679 and encodes 891 amino acids. The record is from RefSeq and is a predicted model, not a curated record.
AUAAUGGACAGACGGAAGGAAGCGGCGAAUCGGCUGCAUCCGUUGUUCUUGGCUCCGAGAGCGGUCCCCGCGCGCCCGGUGCAGCGGCUCGAGGCGGGAGGGGGUCCGGGCUCGCCGGUGGUCGGGCUCGCGACGCGCGUGCAGGCGGGAAGCCGCUGCAGUAGCGGCCUCAGCCGAAGGCGAGGCGGGCAGGCGCCGCGGGGCCGAGCCGCGAACAUGGCGGAGGCCGCGGCUUCGGAGCCGCUGGGCCGGAGCCGGGAGGAGACGGCCUGGGUGGAGACGCUGCGCGGGGACUGCGAGCCCGAGCACCACUGGCGGCACCGCCGCGAGUUCCUGCUGCGCAACGCGGGGGGCUCGCCGGCUGGGGACAGCGGGGCCCUGCAGCGCCUCGUCUCUCUCUCCAUGGUGUGGGCCAACCACGUCUUCCUCGGCUGCCGGUACCCGCUGUCAGUGAUGGAAAAGGUGCUGGAAAUGGCUGAAGGCAUCAAAGUGACCGAUGCGCCUGCCCACACUACGAGAGAUGAACUGGUUGCCAAGGUGAAGAAAAGAGGCAUAUCAAGUAGCAAUGAAGGGGUAGAGGAACCUUGCAAGAAACGAGCUGUUGACAAAAGCAGAGAUUGUAAGGAUGUUGGAAAUGAUGCUAAGUUGACAAAGACAGAAGUUUCCAAGGAGACAGAGAGCACGUUGCCAAAGAAAGAGGAAAAAGAUGUGGGAAAAGAUUCAGAGCAUUCACUGUCAUCCUCUAUCUCAAACCAAGAAAAGAGUGCAGUGCCAGGAACAGGAACAGAAACAAAAGCAGCUAAUUAUGAAACAACUACCAAGCAAAAUUCAACUGCAGCACCUGCUUCAUCUGGAACUGAGUCAAGAAUGAAUUAUCAUUCAACUAUGGAAACCAAACAUGAAAAGAAGAGUACAUUGCCCGGUGCUGCAGCAGCGGCUACCAAGAGCAGCUCCCCGGCCAGCACUCCGGCGCUGGCGGCUACCAAGAGCAGCUCCCCGGCCAGUGCUCCAGCGGCAGCAGCUACCAAGAGCGGCUCCCAGGCCAGUGCUCCGGCGGCAGCUACCAAGAGCGGCUCCCAGGCCAGCGCUCCGGCGGCGGCGGCGGCUACCAAGAGCGGCUCCCAGGCCAGCGCUCCGCCCGUGGCUACCAAGAGCGGCUCCCAGGCCAGCGCUCCGGCGGCUACCAAGAGCGGCUCCCAGGCCAGCGCUCCGGUGGCAGCGGCUACCAAGAGCAGCUCCCAGGCCAGCGCUCCGGCAGCAGCGGCUACCAAAAGCAGCUCCCAGGCCAGCGCUCCGGCGGCAGAGGCUACCAAGAGCGGCUCCCAGGCCAGUGCUCCAGCGGCUACCAAGAGCGGCUCCCAGGCCAGUGCUCCGGCGGCUACCAAGAGCGGCUCCCAGGCCAGUGCUCCGGCAGCAGCAGCUACCAAAAGCAGCUCACAGGCCAGUGCUCCAGCGGUUACCAAGAGCGGCUCCCAGGCCAGUGCUCCGGCGGCAGCGGCUACCAAAAGCAGCUCCCAGGCCAGUGCUCCAGCGGUUACCAAGAGCGGCUCCCAGGCCAGCGCUCCUGCGGCAGUGGCUACCAAAAGCAGCUCCCCAGCCAGCGCUCAGGCAGCUACCAAGAGCAGCUCCCAGGCCAGUGCUCCAGCGGCUACCAAGAGCGGCUCCCAGGCCAGCACGGCGGCGGCUACCAAGAGCGGCUCCCAGGCCAGUGCUCUGGCGGCAGCAGCUACCAAGAGCGGCUCCCAGGCCAGUGCUCUGGCGGCGGCGGCUACCAAGAGCGGCUCCCAGGCCAGCGCUCCGCCCGCGGCGGCGGCUACCAAGAGCGGCUCCCAGGCCAGCGCUCCGCCCGCGGCGGCGGCUACCAAGAGCGGCUCCCAGGCCAGCGCUCCGCCCGCGGCGGCGGCUACCAAGAGCGGCUCCCAGGCCAGCGCUCCGCCCGCGGCGGCGGCUACCAAGAGCGGCUCCCAGGCCAGCGCUCCGCCCGCGGCGGCGGCUACCAAGAGCGGCUCCCAGGCCAGCGCUCCGCCCGCGGCGGCGGCUACCAAGAGCGGCUCCCAGGCCAGCGCUCCGCCCGCGGCGGCGGCUACCAAGAGCGGCUCCCAGGCCAGCGCUCUACUGGUGGCUUCCAAAAGCAGUUCCCAGACCAGCGCAUCAGCGGUGGCUUCCAAAAGCAGCUCCCAGACUAGUGAAAGUCCUGCUAAAGUGUCAUGGAAGCCAUUAACAAGUGAAGAUGCAAAAGAAAGACAGCCUUUUUUCAAUAGACUGUACAAAUCUGUGGCUUGGAAGUUGGUUGCUGUUGGAGGUUUUAGUCCCAAUGUGAAUCAUGCAGAACUUCUAAACUCAUCCAUUCAGUCUGUGAAAGCCACUUUAGAUGUAACUUUUGUUCCACUGAAGGAACUUGCAGACUUACCUCAAAAUAAAAGCUCUCAUGAAAAUAUAGUUUGUGAACUGAGGUGCAAGUCUGUUUAUUUGGGUACUGGCUGUGGAAAAAGUAAGGAAAAUGCCAAAGCUAUAGCUUCGAGGGAAGCUUUGAAAUUAUUUCUAAAGAAGAAUGUUAUUGUAAAGAUAUGUAAAAGAAAGUACAAAGGACGUGAAAUUGAAGAUUUGGUACUUCUUGAUGAAGAAUCAAAACCCUCAAAUUUACCCCCAGCUUUAAGAAAUCCUCAAGAGAUCCUGUAGGACACAUAAGAACUGAGGGUUACUUUUGUACUCUGAAAAUGUAGGCUUCCAGAUAUUUUGUAUUUCUCAGUUUUGCAGAACAAUUACAUUAUUGUUCCUUUCACACUGUAGCAAUUGUAAAUAACUUCUUAUAGAUGGCAAGAAGUGUGCAUUUAAAGGUAUGCCUUAAUAUAGAGCACACUAGCGUGCUGUUUUAUUUGCUAAAUAGUCUACCUAAGUCUUCUAUUUUUAAUUAAAAGAUU